Molecule: messenger RNA, 1857 nt
Organism: Mucor velutinosus
Lineage: Eukaryota; Fungi; Mucoromycota; Mucoromycetes; Mucorales; Mucoraceae
Exons: 6
Coding region: 1-1857 (618 amino acids)
Biological process (GO): pyruvate metabolic process; malate metabolic process
Cellular component (GO): mitochondrion
Molecular function (GO): malate dehydrogenase (decarboxylating) (NAD+) activity; NAD binding
Source: RefSeq, a predicted model, not a curated record
AUGUUAACUACAAGAUCACUAUCGAGAAAUUUAACGACUGCUAUGCGUCAAGGCUACAGCCUUGCUCGUCGCAACUACGGUCUUCCUGCUUCAGCCAUUGGACUCGGAACUGAUCCUAGAAAAGAUAAAACUGUUCAAUUGACACCUUUAAGAGGUGUGAAUAUCAUUCAUGAUCCCUUACUUUCAAAGGGUACUGCUUUCAGCAUUGCAGAAAGAGAACGUCUUUCCAUUCGUGGUUUGGUGCCUCCUCGUUGUCAAGAGAUGGACAAGCAAUUGUUACGUAUCAAGCGUAAUUUGGAUGCUUUGGAGACUCCCUUGGCCAAAUUCGUCUUUUUAUCCGCCCUUCAAGAUCGUAACGAGACCCUAUUCUACAAGCUCUUGAUCAACUACCUAGAUGAAUUAUCUGGUAUCAUUUAUACCCCUACUGUUGGUGAAGCAUGUCUGAUGUCUCAUUCCAUCUACCGUCGUUCUCGUGGCAUGUAUUUCUCUUCUCAAGACAGAGGUGCUAUGUCUGCUAUGGUUCACAACUGGCCUCAUGAUGAAGUGGAUGUGAUUGUCGUUACAGAUGGUUCUCGUGUUUUAGGUUUGGGUGAUUUGGGUGCAAAUGGCAUGCAAAUUCCUAUCGGUAAACUCAGUUUGUACGUCGCCGCUGGUGGUAUUCGUCCUCGCUCAGUUCUUCCUGUCGUCUUGGAUGUUGGUACAAAUAAUGAGUCUUUGUUACAUGAUCCCCUUUACCUCGGUAUGGGCCACCCUAGAUUAGAUGGCGAAGAAUACUAUUCAUUCGUCGAUGAAUGGGUUACUGCUGUCCACAGUAGAUGGCCUAAUGCUCUUAUUCAAUUCGAGGAUUUCAAGUACCCUCACGCCUACAACUUGUUGAACAAAUAUCAAGACAAGAUUACUUGCUUCAAUGAUGACAUUCAAUCCACUUCUGCCAUUACUUUGGCUGGUAUCCUUGCAUCUCUCAAAGCUCGUGGCCGCUCUCAAGAAAGUCUCAAUGAAGAACGUAUCAUCUGUGUUGGAGCUGGCUCCGCAGGUGUUGGUGUUUGUGAAGGUAUCGUUGAUGCCAUGGUCGCUCAAGGUAGAGUCAAGUCUCGCGAUGAAGCUUAUUCUCGUAUUUGGAUGCUGGAUCAACAUGGCCUCCUUGGUAACCCUACCUUGAACAAGAGCGAUCCUCAAUCCAUUGUUGGUGGUGGCGAUAGAAUGACUAAACUCGAUAAACGUCAAAAGUGUUAUGUCAAGGCUGACAUGUCAGAUCGUCUUAGUCUGGAGGAAGUGGUUGAGCAAGUGAAGCCUACUGUCAUCUUAGGUUUGACUGGCGUCCCUGGUGUCUUUAGUGAAAAGGCUAUUCGUACCAUGGCCAAGUAUCAAGAAAAGCCUAUCGUUUUCCCCUUGAGUAAUCCUGAUACCCGUGCUGAAUGUACUGCUGAGGAAGCAUUCAAAUGGACCGACGGUCGUGCUAUCUUUGCUUCUGGUAGUCCUUUCUCUGAUGUCAACUUGCCUGAUGGUCGUGUUGGUAGAACCAAUCAAUGUAACAACUCUUACAGUUUCCCCGGUCUUGGUCUUGGUAUCACUGUCUCUAGAGCUAGCCGUGUUACUCCCAACAUGUUUUUGGAAACCGCAAAGACCAUUGCUGAUAUGGCCAGCCCUCAACAACUAAAGGAAGGUACUCUUUUCCCUGGUGUGCAUUACUUGCGUGAUGUUGCUUUAGCUGUUGGCACCCGUGUCUGUGAAGUCGCUUUCGAGGAAGGUGUUGCCACUGCUGUAUUAAAGGAGGGCGAGAUGUUGAGUGACGUUGUAGAAAGCUCCAUGUUCGUUCCUGAGUAUGUACCUUUAGUUCAUAGCCCAGGUGCCCACUAA